Lynx canadensis (Canada lynx) is the source of this 2052-nucleotide messenger RNA. RefSeq names its product histone H4. Gene Ontology annotation, cellular component: nucleosome. Bases 70 to 381 code for a protein of 103 amino acids. NCBI's taxonomy places the organism in Eukaryota, Metazoa, Chordata, Mammalia, Carnivora, Felidae. Gene Ontology annotation, biological process: nucleosome assembly. The transcript is spliced from 2 exons. The record is from RefSeq and is a predicted model, not a curated record. Gene Ontology annotation, molecular function: DNA binding; structural constituent of chromatin; protein heterodimerization activity.
GCUUGGUCUCCAGUGUCGUAACCCUUAGCUUCUUGCUCUUCGGCUUUCGGGUUUUUGCGUACUGAAAGGAUGUCUGGUCGCGGGAAAGGCGGCAAAGGGCUGGGAAAAGGAGGCGCCAAGCGCCACCGGAAGGUCUUACGGGACAACAUCCAGGGUAUUACGAAGCCCGCCAUCCGCCGGCUGGCCCGCCGAGGGGGUGUCAAGCGCAUUUCGGGACUCAUCUAUGAGGAGACCCGGGGAGUGCUUAAAGUAUUUCUGGAGAACGUGAUCCGCGAUGCAGUGACUUACACGGAGCACGCCAAGCGCAAGACCGUCACGGCAAUGGACGUGGUGUACGCGUUGAAACGCCAGGGCCGCACGUUGUAUGGCUUCGGUGGCUGAGCAGUCCCGGCGGCUUAUCUCCACGUUUCUAAAGGCCCUUUUAAGGGCCCCCAGGACGUCAAGAAAAGAGCGAACACUUUGCAUUUACUGUGUGAAUGUGGAAUCCAGACGCAGAUCGGUGUGUUGGGUGAAAUGCACCAGCCCGGUGUCCUGAAAGUACCUGUCCCGGAGGGUAGCUGCAGGUUGCAGGCGGCGGGCUUUGGGCUUCCGGGGGGAGGUGUGGGCGGUUAGUGCUUGCAGUAGGGGCCCAGCGCCGCUCGCAUAGGAUGUAGUCUGGGGAGUGCGGUACCGGGUGGAGACCUCGUUCUAUGGUACACAUACACACUGGGCUCCUGAGGUGACUUCGGGUUCCAUUUGAGGGAAGGAGGCAUCUCCACUGCAGAAAAAACACGUUUUAGAUGUGGCGGUUGGCUUGUAAGCGGCUGAGGCCUCUGUCCCUGAGCCUAUAUACAGGAUUCUAUGCAAAUUAGGGCUAGUUGGUGCUGCCUCCGAUUGGGUCUGGGGACCACGCGUCAGAGGGGACGGGUUCUCGUCAGUGCGGCACGGUUGCCUGGCCCCUGUGAACGCGGAAGUGCAGAUAGCGCGGAAAGUGCUAAGUGCGGUUCUAGUGUGGCACGCUGUAGUGCCGCCUUCUGUGAGUAUUUUCUUUGCUGACGUUUGAGUAGGAGGUGACCCAAUGCCGACGCUGAAUAAAGGCGGCCAAGCGCGGGCGAAGUCGAAGGCGGGGCCAAGGCUCGCGGCCUCGGCCAGUGGCCAGCUGCAGUUAGCGGCAUGGAGAGGAUGAGGAAACUGAUAAUGGGGGAGUACGAAUUGGAGGCAAGAAUUGAACCCAACCCUGUUAGAUCUUGCACCCUUCGGCCUUACCUUUAUAUGACACUGCUUCUGCCAUGGAGGCCUCUUGGCCCUAUUUGCUGAUAUUUCACUUCUAAGUAUUUUCCCCUACUCCAUAAAGAUUGAAGUGUGUUCGUGAUUCUGGUAUUAAUUAAAUUUCUAGGGUACUGAGACAGUCCCAGAAGCUCAACUUUCUGUAAUGCAAAUGAAAAAACCGAGUUACUUAAAAGAAACAGCAAAGUCUGGCACACUUUGGUGCCUCUGUAUUUGUUGACCGUGGAAGGGUGAAUGUAAGUAGGUGGUAGAUAGAUAAUGUACCUAUUAGAUCUCCAAUUUAACAUGAAUCAAAUAUUAGGGUGAAGAUUAGGACCCCAGUGGGUCAUGGAUAUAAGUAUUUGUAUGGCAGUUCAAUAUAUCUAUUCCUUAAGUAUUUAGCUUACUAGGAAUUGCUUAAUUUUUUUUUUUUUUUUUUUUUUUUUUUUUUUUUUUUUUUUGCUUGUAUUUUUGGUGAUGGCCUUAUUUCUUCCUAACUGCCUAAUAGAAUUCACGUUCUGCCUUGGAACAUAGCUAUUUUUGCUCAUGUCUUAUGCUCUUUAUAAAAUAUAACCAAAUUAUUGGAGCACAGGAAAUCUUUAUAUUUGUCUGUAUGAGUCCUAUGGUAGUACUAGCGGUCCUAAAGUAAUCAUGUUUUCCAAACCCAAACUGGGUCACAUGAUUUGAGAAUACAACAAAGUAUCUGAAAUUGGAACUGAGAUUUUUCUGAAGUUGACUAAUAAAAUGCCUUACUGCAGGGGCCUCUGGGUGGCUCAGUUAAGCUGCCAACUUCCGCUCAGGUCAUGA